AUGGUCUUAAUAGCAAUUACUUCCCUGUCAAUAGUGGGUCAAAAAAUAAAAGAAGCCACCGAAUCUGUUUUUGAUUCUCUAUUAACCUGUCCAUGGUAUUUAUGGAACACUGGCAACAAACAAAUUUUGAAUAUUUUUUUGAGCAAUUGCGUUGAGCCUUCUACUCUAUCAAUGUCUCAUAUUGUUUUGGAUUAUUCAUUUACAGUAACGUGUAAUAUCUGUAUAAUAACUGGGCUAUUACAAGUGGACAAGAUGUCCAAGCUGUGCGAUGAAACUUUAAAAGCUUGUAGAUCCUUUGAGGAGAUGGACGAAAAAUCUCAAAAACACAUUAAGUUCGUUGGAAAUUUGACGUCUAUUUUAUUUGUAGGAGUGGCGAUAUUAACGCAAAUACAUUAUUACUUGUUCUUGCCGAUGCACGAAGACACCAAAAAAAUUUACUUCGCCUACUGGUUCGUAGAAGAGUAUUUGUGGCCUUUCAAACGAAUUUUUUUGUUUUUAUAUUUUUUGUCGAUUUCGCCAACUUUUUACGCUGGUUUGGCGGAACUUCUGCCGGUGAUUUACGUGGUGAUGCAAUGCUACUUCCAAACCAGAAAUUUGCAGAAUUUUAUCGAAAAUAUUUCCAGAGAUUUUGAUUGCAACGACUUGCAGCUCUACGAUGAUAAAAACUACCAGAAAGAAAUCAAGAAACGUUUGAUUUUUUGUGUUAAAUACCACCAAGAUAUAAAAAAGUAUGGAGAAGUAUUAAAAAAAGUCGUAAAAAUACAAAAUUUUAUUAUUUUAGAAUUUUAA
Messenger RNA from Brassicogethes aeneus, 789 nucleotides. Lineage: Eukaryota; Metazoa; Arthropoda; Insecta; Coleoptera; Nitidulidae. The record is from the annotation of a GenBank genome assembly.